UGGGAAAUUGUUCGCUAAGUUUUGACCCUUCCAGCCCUCCGUCCGGUAUCAAGGCUUCCUCUCCUCUGCGUACUGUGUAAAUAUGCGGAUUAGAUACUUUUGUUAAAUUGUAUGCUUUCGUAUUUUCCCGAAAAAUUUCGAAGCAAAGGCAUUUAAAGGGACGUUAGGUUAUUCUUAAAUAAAAUGGAGACCGAAAACCGACCUCAAAAGAGAUCCCAUGACGAGGAUGAAAGGACUGGCUCAGAAGGAUCGGAGGAUGACGACUACGUUCCAUAUGUUCCAGUCAAAAUCAGAAAACAGCAAAUGCUACAAAAGAUGUUGCGCUUGCGAGGGAAAGCGGUGGAUGAAGAACAGAAGGAUAGUGGGGAGGAACAGAGGGAUGAAGAUGAGGCUCUUGGUCCACGCUCCCAUAUUAGUCUCCUCGACCAGCAUCAACACCUCAAGGAAAAGGCAGAAGCUCGGAAGGAGUCAGCCAAAGAGAAGCAGCUGAAAGAGGAGGAGAAGAUCCUGGAGAGUGUUGCAGAGGGCAGAGCUCUGAUGUCUGUGAAGGAAAUGGCCAAAGGUAUCAUAUAUGAUGAUCCUAUAAAAACAAGCUGGAAAGCACCACGCUACAUCCUGAAUAUGCCAGACACCAGACAUGAGCGCGUCAGGAAGAAAUUUCACAUCCUGGUUGAUGGCGACGGCAUUCCAGCUCCUAUCAAAAGCUUCAGAGAGAUGAAGCUUCCACCAGCAAUUCUGAAAGGUUUGAAAAAGAAGGGAAUCAUCCACCCAACACCAAUUCAAAUACAAGGAAUCCCAACAGUUCUUUCAGGUAGAGACAUGAUUGGAAUCGCCUUCACUGGAUCAGGAAAGACUUUGGUCUUCACUCUGCCGAUCAUCAUGUUCGCACUGGAGCAGGAGAAAAGACUGCCUUUCUUUAAGAGAGAGGGACCAUAUGGGCUUAUCAUCUGUCCUUCACGAGAGCUGGCGAGGCAGACACAUGGCAUCAUAGAGUAUUACUGCAAGCUGCUGGAGGAGGAGGGAGCUCCUCAGCUGCGCACAGCCCUCUGCAUCGGAGGAAUGUCUGUCAAGGAGCAGAUGGAGGUAGUAAAACACGGCGUCCAUAUGAUGGUUGCUACACCUGGAAGAUUGAUGGACUUGCUGCAGAAGAAGAUGGUGGGUCUGGACAUCUGUCGCUACUUGGCUUUGGAUGAAGCUGACAGGAUGAUAGAUAUGGGUUUUGAAGAAGACAUCCGAACCAUCUUCUCUUACUUCAAGGGUCAAAGACAAACCCUGCUUUUCAGUGCCACUAUGCCCAAGAAAAUCCAGAACUUUGCCAAGAGUGCACUGGUCAAACCCAUUACUAUUAACGUGGGCAGAGCAGGAGCUGCCAGCUUGGAUGUCAUCCAGGAAGUGGAGUACGUCAAAGAAGAGGCUAAGAUGGUGUACCUCUUAGAGUGUCUCCAGAAAACGUCUCCUCCAGUGCUGAUAUUUGCUGAGAAAAAGGCGGAUGUAGAUGCCAUCCAUGAGUAUCUGCUGCUUAAAGGAGUAGAGGCAGUGGCCAUACAUGGUGGAAAAGAUCAAGAGGAAAGAACAAAAGCCAUUGAAGCAUUCAAAGAAGGAAAAAAAGAUGUGUUAGUGGCCACUGAUGUUGCCUCCAAGGGUCUGGAUUUCCCAGCUAUUCAGCAUGUAGUGAACUAUGACAUGCCAGAAGAGAUAGAAAACUAUGUCCAUAGAAUAGGAAGAACUGGACGAUCGGGCAAAACUGGAAUUGCCACAACUUUCAUCAAUAAAGGCUGCGAUGAAUCCGUUCUGAUGGAUCUGAAAGCUCUGCUUGUUGAAGCCAAGCAGAAAGUUCCUCCAGUCCUCCAGGUACUCCAGACCGGAGACGAGACCAUGCUGGACAUCGGAGGCGAGAGAGGAUGUACAUUCUGCGGUGGUCUUGGUCAUCGUAUUACAGACUGUCCCAAGCUGGAGGCCAUGCAGACCAAGCAGGUCACCAACAUUGGAAGGAAAGACUACCUGGCUCAUAGCUCAAUGGACUUCUAAGAGUCUUUCAUUAGGGGCAAGAUUCUCCAGUGCUGAACAAAACUUGAAAGCAUUUCUUAGGAAACUGUACAGCAAUGUGUCACAUCACCGAAGAAAGGAAGUGGAUAUUAUAACCCUCCCAACAUUGUAGAUGAGAUGACUGAUUGCUUCGCCUUUCCGUCAGUUUUCUCACUUUGUAGCAUAGAUUUCUGCAGCUCUGUAAAUAAAACCACUAUAUUUGUUCUUGUU
Pundamilia nyererei is the source of this 2256-nucleotide messenger RNA. RefSeq names its product DEAD-box helicase 41 (gene ddx41). Gene Ontology annotation, biological process: mRNA splicing, via spliceosome. Gene Ontology annotation, molecular function: ATP binding; RNA helicase activity; zinc ion binding. The record is from RefSeq and is a predicted model, not a curated record. NCBI's taxonomy places the organism in Eukaryota, Metazoa, Chordata, Actinopteri, Cichliformes, Cichlidae. The coding region runs from base 184 to 2028 and encodes 614 amino acids. The transcript is spliced from 17 exons.